AACUCCAUCACGUCUCCACAUCAGAGCCAGGCUCAGCAUCUUCAGAUUAUCUGAUUAAAGCCAACAACUGCAGUCAUGAAUGUAGGAAUCUACGUGUGUGUUAUCCUGGCUGCCCUGUCCAAUGGCUCUUUAAGUUUGCCUUCACAGUCCAUGGUAAGACCCCCCCCCCCCCAGAGAGUGGACAGCGAAGCUCUGGGAAAAGACAGCCUCUAUGUUCUCUCGCCCCCCCACACACGCCGGGUCCGCUCGGCUCCAGUGCCCCCAUCAGACCAGUUUACCCACUACAGCCAGCUCCACGGGGAUGGGGAUGCUCCCAGCAGCCUGAACCAGCUCCUGGCCAGACUCCUGCCCAGAAAAGGCUCUUCCUCUCAGAGCAGAUCCUCCCUCAGCAGCAGAGCCGUGGCCCCCAACCACAGGAUAAAGGACAGAGACUACCUUGGCUGGAUGGACUUUGGACGGCGGAGUGCAGAGGAGUACGAAUACUCCCCGUGAAGACCCGGCUGGCUUUCUACCACACCUGACCUAACCACCACCACCACCACCACCACCACCAACACCAACAACAACAACAACAACAACAACAACAACA
Molecule: messenger RNA, 589 nt
Organism: Nematolebias whitei (Rio pearlfish)
Lineage: Eukaryota; Metazoa; Chordata; Actinopteri; Cyprinodontiformes; Rivulidae
Product: cholecystokinin
Exons: 3
Coding region: 76-492 (138 amino acids)
Biological process (GO): digestion
Cellular component (GO): extracellular region; axon
Molecular function (GO): neuropeptide hormone activity
Source: RefSeq, a predicted model, not a curated record